Molecule: messenger RNA, 1194 nt
Organism: Sclerotinia sclerotiorum 1980 UF-70
Lineage: Eukaryota; Fungi; Ascomycota; Leotiomycetes; Helotiales; Sclerotiniaceae
Exons: 1
Coding region: 1-1194 (397 amino acids)
Molecular function (GO): glycosyltransferase activity
Source: RefSeq, a predicted model, not a curated record
AUGGGCGAUGGCUUCAAAUCAACUUCCAAUCCAAUUCUUCCACCAGCUGAAGUACCGCCAGCGGAAAUUCCGCUCAAUGCCAAUUUUCCGCCGCAAUCUUUCCCGCCGCCUGCCCCUCCCAUUCCCAUUCCGAUUCCCGAUACUUCUCCACCGGAGAGUAACUCCGCAUUCGAUAAUAUAAGAUACCCCUUCCAAGAUGAUCUUUCCCUCCCCCUCGCAACCCUCGAUCUCAAAACCCUCGCGACAAAAUGGCCUCACAACUAUGAUCCCGCCGCUCCAAUCGGUUCAAGAUACGCCUAUGCAACCUUCAUGAACACGCACAAUCCCUCAAUCCGCGACCCAUACUUCAUGGCCGUACAAUCUCUCAUCUAUCGGGUUCUCUGGCGACCUUCUUCAAAAACCCACUCGUACCCUUUCAUCGCCUUUGUCGCUUCCCACGUCACUCAGGAACAACGACUAUUACUUGCCGGUGCGGGAGCUAUCGUGCGAGAACUAGGUUCUUUGGAUUGGAACCCUAGUACGAAAGAUCUAGCAGACGGAGAAGCCAAGCCGAUUUUUUCACGAUGGAGAGAUACUUUUUCGAAAUUACAUAUGUGGGCACAAACUGAUUUCGACCGAAUGUUAUUUUUAGACGCAGAUGCAUUUCCAUUAGAAAAUCUCGACGAGAUGUUUAACUUAGUUCCUCCAAAGACUUGUAAUGCUCUAAAACAAGAACCGAGUGAUUAUUUCCCCGACGGCGCAGCAAGCUGUAAUGGCGAGGAAUUUAUCUUCUCGGGAGUUCCUCAGACUCCUGGAAUUCCGCUCGUGAUUAAUGUCGGAGCAAUGGUGUUUACACCAAGUCAAUUGAUGUAUAAGAGAUUUCUGCAAAAUUAUCAGAAAUAUAAUAUGUAUAAUACGAAUAUGGCAGAUCAAGCAUUUUUAGCGUGGCAAUUUAACGAAGAUGGUGCGUUUCCGGUAACACCGCUAGAGAGGAAAUGGGGAGGAUUUUUCCCGCGGGAAGAUGAUAAGGGAAAGUUGAAGGUGGUGCAUGAGAAAUUGUGGGCGGAGGAAGGAUGGCUAUUGCAGGAGUGGAUGGACGGGUGGUCGGAAAUGUUGGGUUGGUUUGAUGGGGGUGGGUUUGAGGCGGAGAGGAAUAGAGAUGAAUUUUUUAAACCGAAGUUGGGAUUGCAUUUUGGGAAUGAGGAGAUGGUUUAG